Molecule: messenger RNA, 5219 nt
Organism: Haliotis rufescens (red abalone)
Lineage: Eukaryota; Metazoa; Mollusca; Gastropoda; Lepetellida; Haliotidae
Product: protein TRACHEARY ELEMENT DIFFERENTIATION-RELATED 7A-like
Exons: 3
Coding region: 4101-5024 (307 amino acids)
Source: RefSeq, a predicted model, not a curated record
CCAGCUAUCAAUACUUCCGUGUGUAUAACAUCAACGUGAAUGUCUGAUGCAUGAUUUCCAUUUGUGUAAACGACCCAGCAGCUAUGGAAGUGACGCAUACCCUUUCUGAUUCCAAUGUUAUGACUUCUAACAAUACGACACAUAUUACAGCGCCAGCAACAAAUGUCGCCGUAGUUGUUGGAUGCAGUAUCGGCGUCGUUGUGAUGUUGCUGAUACUUCUGAUGUCUCUUAUUGCUCUCUGCAGCCACGGAUGUACGUGUUGCACUCGUCGACAGAGACGAAAGAAGGGCAUUAAGGAUGAGCAGCCGACGACAAGAGGCAGUGUACAUGAAUAUAUGGAGUUGACGAGCGGAGAUCAUUACGAUCUAGUAGAUCUGCCACUUCCCUGCCCCGCCCUUGGAGCGGAUGGCUAUCUAGUGGCCGCUCCAUCUAGCGGGUGUAGUCAGUACACAAAGGACAAUCUGGACGCGGAUAUCGAAACAGACAUGGCAAAUGUUAGUUCUCCCAACAGCAACGUUUCUAUAGAAAUCAAAGAUGGUAAAAACCAGAAGAUUGUUAAUAUUCGCUUCCUGUGACCGUUGAUCUGGAACCAUGUGGAAUACCGAAGUUCUUGUGCGAAGAUGUCGCCGUGGACAAUGAAUUUUUCACAUUUUCGACAUGUUCUCCAGAAUCCAUUGAUGAAGCCAGGCCUUGUAGGGAGGGGAAUUUAAUUAUGUUUAUAGGCUUCGCAAUUGAACACACUACUUGUCCGGUAAGAGAUGAAGGCUUUAACGGACGAGGGUUUUAUUAUUCAGCUUUAUUUGUGCUUCGUGUUAUGCCACUAUAUCGUUCAAUGUAACAGACACAUUAUAUGGGUGUGUUGUUUCACAUAUCCAGAGUCAUGGGAUCGAAUGGGAUUUACAUUUUUUACAAAAGUUAAAAAUCUAGAAAUACGUUUCUCGACGGGGAACGUCGACUCACUGACUUUAGCAAUGUUUUAGAGCCAUAUCACGACAGGGAACGUUGACUCACUCACAUUAGCAAUGUUCUAGAGCCAUAUCACGACAGGAAACGUUGACUCACUCACAUUAGCAAUGUUUUAGGGGUAUAUCACGACAGGGAACGUUGACUCACUGACUUUAGCAAUGUUUUAGAGCUAUAUCACGACAGGGAACAUUGACUCAUUCACAUUAGCAAUGUUUUAGAGCCAUAUCACGACAGGAAACGUUGACUCACUCACAUUAGCAAUGUUCUAGAGCCAUAUCACGACAUGGAAUAUUGACUCACUGACUUUAGCAAUAUUUUAGAGCCGUAUCACGACGGGGAACGUCGACUCACUGACUUUAGCAAUGUUAAAGAGCCAUAUCACGACACGGAAUAUUGACUCACUGAUUUUAGCAAUGUUUUAGGGCCAUAUCACGACACGGAAUAUUGACUCACUCACUUAAGCAAUAUUUUAGAGCCGUAUCACGACGGGGAACGUCGACUCACUGACUUUAGCAAUGUUAUAGAGCUAUAUCACGACACGGAAUAUUGACUCACUGAUUUUAGCAAUGUUUUAGAGCCAUAUCACGACACGGAAUAUUGACUCACUGACUUUAGCAAUGUUUUAGAGCCAUAUCACGACAUGGAAUAUUGACUCACUCACUUUAGCAAUAUUUUAGAGCCGUAACACGACAGGGAACGUCGACUCACUAACUUUAGCAAUGUUUUAGAGCCAUAUCACGACACGGAAUAUUGACUCACUGACUUUAGCAAUGUUUAAGGGCCGUAUCACGAUAAGAAACGUUGAUUCACUCACUUUAGCAAUGUUUUAGAGCCAUAUCAUGACAAGAAACGUUGAUUCACUCACUUUAGCAAUGUUUUAGAGCUAUAUCACGACACGGAAUAUUGACUCACUGACUUUAGCCAUAUUUUAGAGCCGUAUCACGACGGGGAACGUCGACUCACUGACUUUAGCAAUGUUAUAGAGCCAUAUCACGACAAGAAACGUUGACUCACUUACUUUAGCAAUGUUUUAGAGCUAUAUCACGACACGGAAUAUUGACUCACUCACUUAAGCAAUAUUUUAGAGCCGUAUCACGACAAGAAACGUUGACUCACUAACUUUAGCAAUGUUUUAGAGCCAUAUCACGACAGGGAACGUUGACUCACCCACUUUAGCAAUGUUUUAGAGCCAUAUCACGACAGGUAACGUUGAUUCACUCACUUUAGCAAUGUUUUAGAGCCUUAUCACGAUAAGAAACGUUGAUUCACUCACUCUAGCAAUGUUUUAGAGCCAUAUCACGACAAGAAACGUUGAUUCACUCACUUUAGCAAUAUUUUAGAGCUAUAUCACGACACGGAAUAUUGACUCACUGACUUUAGCCAUAUUUUAGAGCCGUAUCACGACGGGGAACGUCGACUCACUGACUUUAGCAAUGUUUUAGAGCCAUAUCACGACAAGAAACGUUGACUCACUUACUUUAGCAAUGUUUUAGAGCCAUAUCACGACACGGAAUAUUGACUCACUCACUUAAGCAAUAUUUUAGAGCCGUAUCACGACAAGAAACGUUGACUCACUAACUUUAGCAAUGUUUUAGAGCCUUAUCACGACAGGGAACGUUGACUCACUCACUUUAGCAAUGUUUUAGAGCCUUAUCACGACAGGAAACGUUGAUUCACUGACUUUAGCAAUGUUUUAGAGCCAUAUCACGACAGGUAACGUUGAUUCACUCACUUUAGCAAUGUUUUAGAGCCAUAUCACGACAAGAAACGUUGAUUCACUCACUUUAGCAAUGUUAUAGAGCCAUAUCACGACAAGAAACGUUGACUCACUGACUUUAGCAAUGUUUUAGAGCCAUAUCACGACAGGUAACGUUGACUCACUGACUUAAGCAAUGUUUUAGAGCCAUAUCACGACACGGAAUUUUCUACCCCGGAUCUUCACGGGUCUUUAAAAUGAACGUAAAUCAUGUCGCUGAACGAGGUUAUUUUACUGCACAACGCUUUAAACUUUCUUCCAACUUGAAUACAACAUGAUACUUUUUCUACUCAAGUAUGCUUGGCCUGGAGUUAGAGUCACAGUGGGAAUAUAAUCAUAUCAUUGUAGAUAUAUACGUUUGUUUAUUUUUCUUUCUUUUUUUCAAGGAUUCUUCAGAUCUGAUAUUAACACAUGUUUUAUAACCUAAGGUUUUAUUUUACAUUCCAUAGCUUUUGUCGAAAUAAAAUCAUUUUCUUAAAAUUAAAGUUGAUUUAUAUAUUUAUAUCUACACCGUAUGUGUUUGAUUGAUAGGGUAGUGACACAUAUUUUUUAUUGUCCGACCUGGAACACAAAAAGUAAGGACACUAUUCCUGUUAACAUCCUCAUUUCACAAACCAGGCGACGAAGCACAGGUACCGAAGAGCGAACUUCUCAGUGGAGAUUUCUUUGUACCUGGCAUAAAACCUGGCAUGGGUUUUGUCCUCCCUCCUGUGCAACACUGACAAAGACUAAUUCAACAUAUAAUUACGGCAGCCGUAGCGGUAAGGCGUCGUAACUCCUAUACUUUAACAUAGACUUCCGAUAAUCGUAGCCACGCGUAUACAGUCGUAGUGUUAAACUUGCUUUGUGGAAAGCGGCCUUGCUCCAGUAGUCUAAGUUCAAGUGAUGGUUGAAAGACUCCUUUCCUGUUACCAACUGCCUUGUAUUAUAAAGAGAUAACCAUUUUCGCUCGCGUGGUUUCGUAUCAUAGAUAUCAUAUAGGAGGAAUAACAGAUGUGUAUCGUUCUUGCAGUUAUGACCGUAUUUGUCCGACAACAAAACUGUUUUAUAUGAAACUAAGAAAAGUAAAUAAGGCAGUAUUAAUCAUAAAUCAUUGUGAAAAAUCAAUAAUAACUAUGAUGGACUGACCCUGAGAGAAAUGUGUUGAAAACUGUUUUGAUACAAUGAAUACUGUUUUGAUGUGUUGAAUGUUGUUUUGACGCUUUAUAUGUUGUUAUGAUGUGUUGAAUGUUGCCAUGCAGUGUUGAAAGUUGCAAUGACGUGUUGAAUGUUAUUAUGUGUUGAAUGUUGCUAUGGAGUGUUAAAUGUUGCUAUGGAGUGUUGAAGUAGUCUGAGUUCAAGUGAUGGUUGAAAGACUCCAUUCCUGUUACCAAAACACAUGUAUCCCCCAGGGGAUAGUCUGUUCCUUAUUCUGUGUUCCUUCUGUGUUCCCUACGCCACACCCCUCCCUUACCCACACCACUCCCUACCCUACUCCAGCCCACCGCUCCUUACCCCACACCACCACACAACUGCCUACCCCGCCCCAUCCCACCGCUACCCCAAUCCAUCCCAUCGCUCCCUACCCGACACAACCUCACCGCUCCCUACCCAGCACCACCUCAACUCCAUACCUCACACCAUACCACCGCUCCCUACCCCACACCAUACAACCACUCGAUACCCCACACCACCUUACCUAUCCCUACCCAGCACCACCUCAACAUUCCCUUCCCCACACCAUACCACCGCUCCCUACCCCACACCAUACAACCACUCGAUACCCCACACCACCUUACCUAUCCCUACCCAGCACCACCUCAACAUUCCCUUCCCCACACCAUACCACCGCUCCCUACCCCACACCAUACAACCACUCGAUACCCAACACCACCCAACCUGUCCCUACCCAGCACCACCUCAACAUUCCCUGCCCCACAUCAUACCACCGCUCCCUACCCCACACCAUACCACCGCUCGAUACCUCACACCACCCAACCUGUCCCUACCUAGCACCACCUCAACACUCCCUGCCCCACACCAUACCACCGCUCCCUACCCAGCACCAUACAACCACUCGAUACCCCACACCACCCAACCUGUCACUACCCAGCACCACCUCAACAUUCCCUGCCCCACAUCAUACCACCGCUCCCUACCCCACACCAUACCACCGCUCCCUACCCCACACCAUAUCACCACUCGAUACCCCACACCACCUAACCUAUACCUACCCAGCACCACCUCAACACUCCCUGACCAACAUCAUACCACCGCUCCCUACCCCACACCAUACCACCACUCGAUACCCCACACCACCUAAACUAUACCUACCCAGCACCACCUCAACACUCCCUGACCAACAUCAUACCACCGCUCCCUACCCCACACCAUACCACCACUCGAUACCCCACACCACCCACCCUGUCCCUACCCAGCACCACCUCAACAUUCCCUGCCCCACAUCAUACCACCGCUCCCUGUGGGGUAAGGAGCGGGUGGUAUGGUGUGGGGUUGG